GGCCACUCUAGUAUCUAUACAUCUCCUACUGUGGAAUUCACGAUGCUCGAAACGCCCAAGGAGGCCGUCGUGUUUGUCGAGUCCAUCCUCCUAGCUCUAUCACUCGCAGCCGUGGUAGCCCGACUGUUCGUCCGCCGGGUACACCAGGGGCAAAGUCUCACUGUCUGCGACUGGCUUCUCGUGGCCUCCAUGCUCGACGCCAUUGCCCUGUUCACGACCGACAUGUUAGCCUACAAGCUCGGGGCCCUGGGACCUUGGCCAACAUCGGUGGCCGAUGAGAUCAGCUUGAAGAAGGUCACGUUUGCGGGCAACUACUUUUACGACACGGGCAUCUACUUCCCCAAGUUGGCGCUGUGUGCGCUCUACUUCAAGCUCAUCCCGCCCACGAUGCCGAAAUUGCGCAAAAUCAUGCACGCCACGAGCGCGUUGACGGCGACGUUUGCACUCACUACAUGCUUCCUAGACACAUUCUGGUGUGGCACUCGACCCUCGGUGAACUGGAGCUUGGGAGAGGGAGCCUGCAGUACCUACGAUUCCAAAGAGGUCUUCCACAUUGACUGGGUCAUGAAUAUUGUGUCUGAUGUUAUCAUCUUCAGCCUUCCGUUCCCGCUUCUUAAAGGAUUGCAGCUCAAGCCGCGCUACAUCGUCGGUGUCGCUGCCAUCUUCUCUGCGGGCAUCAUCACUGUGGCUGCCAGUGUGAGCCGCUUCGCCACGGUUGAGGUUAUUCACAACUGGCCCAACGUCUAUAUCCUCUCCAUGGCCGAGAUGGCAGCAGCCAUCAUCGUGGUCUCGCUCCCUGCCCUCAAGCCGCUCCUGCGCCGUCGCGGAGAGGGAUCGACAGGACAGUACGGCACUGGAGCGAGCGGGCAAAGGGCGACCACGUCGAGCCACGUCAAGCUAUCCUCCGGAAGGGAUCCUUACAUGGCGACGGCACACGUGGGUUCUGCGGAAGAUUCAGGCAGCGACGUGGAGCUGCGCAAUGUCGGACGCAGCAACAUGAUCUACAAGACGGCCCAUAUCUCCGAAUGGAUCCUGCUGGCCAUUUCUUACGUUUUCGUCGCCUUGCGCGUUUACACGCGCCUCUUUCGUCUGCGUGAGAAGCUCAACUGGGCUGACUGGCUGCUGGUGGCCUCGGCCAUCAACGCCCUUGGUCUGAUCAUCUGCGACACGUUGACCUUCCAACUGGGGGUCAUGGACGCCUGGGCGUCUUCGGUCGCACUGUCAAAGAUCAGCUUCGCCUCCAACUACUUUUACGAUGUCGGCAUGGGCUUCCCUAAGCUGAGUCUCAUUGCCUUUUACUGGGCGUAUUUCCCGACACACGCCAGCCCCGGCAUGCGCAAGGCUCUCUGGGGCAUCACCGCCAUUGUGAUAGCCUGCUAUAUCACUAUCCUGUUCGACGACACCUUCUUCUGCGGCUCUGAUGUUUCGGUGCAGUGGUCCCAGGAGGAUGGCGCCUGCAGCGUCUUCUACGCCCCGGAACCCUUCAUCGUCAACUUUACCCUCAACUUGGCCUGCUAUCUCGUUGUCUACGCGCUUCCUCUCGCCCUGCUGAUACAGGGUGUUCUCAAGCCCUCCAAGGGGGUUGUCUUGACUUUUGUUCUCGGUGCCUUGACCAUUGCUACCACGAUGAUUCGCUUCAUCACACUCAAUGUCGGGACCGGCCAGGUCAAUCUCGUCUAUCCUCUCAGUAUUCUCGAAAUGACGCUGGCCAUCGUCGUCGUCGCCCUGCCGGGCUUAAAGCCUCUUGUAGAUGGCUCCGCUCGCCGCCAUCCCCCGGUCCAUACUGUGGGAGUGAACCACCACGACAAACCAUACUCAUCUUAGACGCUGGCAGAGGGUUUGCGCGUAGAGUGUGCAAUUGGCAAAAGGGGUGGUCGAUAGAGCGGC
Messenger RNA from Emericellopsis atlantica, 1887 nucleotides. RefSeq names its product archaeal flagellin N-terminal-like domain-containing protein. The record is from RefSeq and is a predicted model, not a curated record. The transcript is spliced from 8 exons. The coding region runs from base 43 to 1824 and encodes 593 amino acids. Lineage: Eukaryota; Fungi; Ascomycota; Sordariomycetes; Hypocreales; Bionectriaceae.